Messenger RNA from Astrephomene gubernaculifera, 8260 nucleotides. Lineage: Eukaryota; Viridiplantae; Chlorophyta; Chlorophyceae; Chlamydomonadales; Astrephomenaceae. The record is from the annotation of a GenBank genome assembly.
CGUUGUAUAAACAAUAAGAAGAUAGAAUGAUGGAUAAAGUUGAUGUAUGCCUUUAUGCUUAACACCUACCUGACGUUCAAGUAACGGUAGUACUCAUUAGAGUCGUCCCUGCUUGCCAACACGCUUUGAAACCGGCAUGGCAUGGUAUAGGACACUCGUGUUACAGCAUCUAAACCAUAGUCGACGGCGCAUAAUGCAUAGCGUUUAGCCCUGUUGGAAACUUAUAGCACGGCACGUGGUGCAACUCCACGGCAGCACCCAACCCCCUAAGAUGCUGCUGGCAAUCUUACGCCUGUCAGUCGCGUUACUUACAAGCGGUCUUUGUGCACAAGCUCGUCUACAUCUAAGUCGGGGCCUUCUUGGUGGACAGUCCUCAACGACCGUUCAGGGGGAUGUCACCGUAAACACGAGCUGCAUACAAAGUUUUCUAAAUCCAUUGACUACGAGAUGCGGGGCAGCAAUGGACGUUUCCCAGCUUCGUGUGGCCACCUCCGCGAUGUUUCAUUCUUGUGUGCAGUUUGGUGGUGACCUGACCGUACGGCGACUUAGGGUGUUGGCGGGUACAGCGCGGCUCUAUCCUGAGCUUCAGCGGCUCGGUUCGGCGUUUACUUCUGCCAGUGGGAUACCUAUGUACCUCAAUCGUAGCAGCCUUGCAGGGGCCAAGGAUGCAGACGUCUGGACUGCCAUCUCCCAACCGCCCCCAGUUGUCGAUACUGAGGACGUCAGCGGCGGCGUGGAUGUGGUUAUAAGCUCACCCUCUGUCAUGCACCUCAUGGAUAAGGCUGGCAAGUUGCUGGAUUUGAGUCCGCUGGUCACCAACGACCCCCAGCUGCAGUGGUUCCUCAUCAACAGCGGCCUCAGGGAGCAGAUGGUCGUGUACGGCAAUAAGGUAGCCGGUAUCCCUGUGACCAGUGCACCCACCUUCCUCUUCUAUCACGCGCCUACCUUCGCCCGUGACGGCCUGGAGGUACCUGUGACGUGGGACCAAGUGCUGGCGCUUGCGGAGGCAUACAACGGGAAAGACAUCGACGGAGACGGGCAGCCGGACUUUGGCAUAUGCAUGACACCGGCCAAUUGCCAUAUGGACGGAGCCCUGCUGCUGUGGGUCUUCGCCAGCUACGUGCAGACCCAUGGGUCAUCCCAGGGUUCCUUGCUAGACCCGCUUACUGGGGCCCAGCUGGCCGACAGCAGCGCCAUGGCAGCCGCUCUGGAGGUGAUGCGCAGGAUGCGCAAGGCGGGGCCGCUGACGGGUAACUGCUCAGUGUUUGAAGACCCGUUGUUCCUGGAAGGCCGCUGCCUGCUGUCGCUCACCUCCCCCAUCACCUUCAAGGCUGCGUAUGCUCCGGACGCGCCCGCCGUGUAUGCAAGCAUGCGGGGAGCCAUGGGCAUUGCGGCAUUCCCAGGGUCAACAAAGGUGCUCGACAGAGCCAGUGGCAGCUUGGUGGCCUGCGACAAAAGCACAUGCCCAUUGGCGACCGUAUGGACACGUGACCAGAACGGCGUCCUGCUUCCUGUCAACCAACCCGCCCCGUCCACCAACGUCAUCGCAAUGGUCAAUGCGCAGUCGCCCGUUCAAUACCAGUACUACGCGUACGCGUUUCUCAGCUACCUGACGAGUUCGAAGGUGCUGGGCACGGACGGUGCUGCGCUGCUGCUGAGCCCCAAGCUGGAUGUUGCCCCAAUGAGGUCCACCGACCUCACAGAGGAGGCAGCGACCCGCUGGGUCGCUGCCGGCUACCACCCGCGUGACGUGGACACCUUCUUCAGGGCGUGCCGAGCCGCUAUGAACAACCCAAACCAGGUGCUCGAGCCCAGGUUCCCGGGCAACCUAAACGUCAGUACUGCUAGCACCCUGGCGUUGCUGCUCUACACCAACGCGACCACCGGCUACCGCACCCCUCCAGUCUCUAUCCCAAUGUCCAUGAUUAGCAACACCUUAGCAGCCGUCAUAGCCGAAGAAGGCGGACCUGUCGCAUUUCUGGACAGCUACAGGCGCACGCUGAACCGGGUCCCGCUGCCAUCAGCACCAUCUGCACCCUCAUCGCCGCCGCCGCUUAAUGGCGAUGGCGGCGGAGGAGCAGUCCAGCGUCGCGUGAUCGCAAUAGGAGUGACAUGUAGUGCGGUGGUGUUUGGGGGUGCGGUGGCGGCAGCGGCAGUGGUAGUAUGGCGCUGGAGGCGCCGGAAUAAAGAGCGUGAAGUGUCGGAGGCGCCGCAAGCUGGUCCCGAUACAACACUGCUUGUCACAGACAUCCAGAGCAGUACCAGCCUGUGGGAGCAGCUGGACCCGGAGGUGAUGAACCGCGCGGUGUCCAUACAUCACGCCAUCAUGCGCAAGUGCAUCGCGGAGUGGCGGGGCUACGAGAGCGCCACAGAGGGCGACUCGUUUAUCGUGGCCUUCCACAACCCCACGGAUGCGUUCAUGUGCGCCUUGGAGGCGCAACAGGCCCUCCUUUCGGCUCCCUGGCCCCCGGAGUUGCUACAGCCGCCGUCCUUGGAGCUUGCCGAGGGAGAGGAGAACCCCUUAGCCGCCAUUGCAGUGGCACCCCUAGCACCCGCAUCACGGCGGCGUGCAUCACGCCUUCGUCACCGCGGCCAAAUCGCUCCUACCGCUGCCGCCGCGCCUAUCGACUCGGCUAACAGUCCCGCAUACAAUCCUGCGCGCUGCAGCACAGGCAGCAUCAGCUACCUUGGUCGCGUUGUUUCCGCACGCCGAUUGCUACUGCCAUCGCCUGUUCCUGCCGCCGCCGCAGCAGCUGCUGCUGCAACCGACGUCGCAACGAAAGCUUCGUUUACUUGUGACGACGGAGUUGGCAACGAGAGGCCUGCAGCCAGCACAGAAGCAACGAGGGUGGUGCCAACGGGGUUGUUCCCGCCUUUCGGAGGUCCUUCCUGGCGCCUUCGGCGGGCUUCCGAUUCCUUCGUGGCGGCCAGACGGGACGUGAAAGAAGUACAGUGCGGGCCAGAUGUGGGCGAGAUUGAGGAAGACAGCGGUAGGGUAACCGAGGAUGAUGGGUUGCGAGCGCUGCCCUCACCACCUUGGUUGCCACCCGCAGCCAACAUCCCUCCCCAACGCCUCCUUGGUAUGAUGACGACCAGCCCGUGCUAUGAGCAGCAGCAACCACAACUGAGCCCACAACGUCAAACGCAAAAACGGCCACAAUUGGUACAAGACGAACGAAGACAAAUCCCAACAUUGCGCACGCCUUCAUUUGGAUUGCCUCAACGAUCCGCCUCGUCCGUCACCUCAGCUGUGUCUGCAGUGCUUGGGCUUAAGCGGGGCGGCAGUAGCAAGACCAUCAAUCCUGCGGGACGGCCUAACAUUGCUCGUAACGAGGGUGUCCACAGUGUUGUUUACGGCGGUGGGGCUGCCGAGCAGCCAGGUAGCGGCGACGAUCGAGGCAUCAGCGACUCGCCUCAAGAACGGCUCUAUGGCCGCGUUGCCAGCUGUGGAAGGAGCAGGACGUUGGAAGGCUACCUUCCUUCUAAAUGUCCGGCAACCAGCGACUCAGAGUCGAUGCGCACGGAGGACAAGACCCUAGCUGCCACGAUGCUGGCUUCGAUCCGCGUCAUCCGCGGCAGCCGUGAAGUGCAUCACACCACGAGCGCAGACGAGCCGUCGGUUGGCGAGUCCUUCGAGUUCACUACUGCAGCUGAAGUCACGGCGCUGACCACUACUAUCUCCUCUGAGAGCCAACAGAGGAUUGUCCAGCAAUCAUCUCCACCGCGCCGUCCUCCUUCUGCCGUAUUUAACCCGUCUAAGUCUCCGCUAACACCAUCUCCCUACCUGCCCUUGAGUCCAGAACCCAUACUCCGCGGCCUUCGUGUGCGCAUGGGCAUGUGGACCGGUGUCCCCUCCGCUGCUGAUGUCACCACCAACGCUGCCAGCGGCCGAACCCAGUACUCUGGACAAGCCAUAUGUCGUGCGAAGCUGGUAGCCGACACCGCACAUGGCGGCAUGGUGGUCAUGUCGGAAAGCUCGAGACAGCGCCUUACGGCAGACGUCGUACGUGCCUCCAAGCAUUACAUUGUAUACGGCGGCCUUCAUGCGCUGCCUAGCAAGGGCAGCGGCGGAGAUGCAGCCCUGCAGCUGCACUUGUACACGUGCUACAGUACAGGUCUGCUGCCCAGGGCUGUGGUAAUGCGGCCCUUGAGGACGGAGGGAGUGCUGCGAGAGGGGGCCUUGGCGGCUCCUGUGGGGCAUGGAACGGUAAUCCAGAUGCGCGUCGCGGGCCUCGAAGCCCUGCUAGCCUGGGAUGUAUCCCGGGUUACCCAGGCCUUGGACACCUUGCACGCUGCCGCACUUGACCUUCUGAAACACUACCUCAACUCGGCAACAACGGCAGCAGGUCCCAGCGGCGGGAGCAGUGCCUACAUUGCCAUCGGCGGUGUGACAUUGCUUCCGGUCUCGGCCACUGCAUCAGGGCUGGCGCCGGCAUCAGGGUCGAUGCCCUCAUUUCCUCCGCAGCAGCAGCCUGGGCUCAUGAUGGUGGUGUUCAAGGAUGCACAAGCUGCUGUUGCAUGGGCUGCUGCGGUUCGACAGCGGUCUAGGUGGUUGGAGUGGUCUGAGGAGCUGCUGGGCCAUGAGCUGUGCGAAGAGGUCUGGUUCACAGGUCCAGCCGGCAUGCGGUUGGGAGCUGCAGCCACCGCUGCCCUUUCUGCUUCCGCUACCGCUGAUGGCUACACCAGUGCCGCCGGCGGCGGACAAAGGUCAUCUCUCAUGUCGCGUGCUUCUGCAGCUGCAGCCGCUUUCAGCGCUGCCUUCUCCCUGUCUUCAGCCAUACCCACCAACCCAGCGGCUUCUCCCUCAGUUGCCCCACGGUCCUCAUCUGUCACUGGAUUGACUCCUGUGUCCACCGGCCGUUGCACGACCAACCGUUUCUUAUACUCUGGAGCAAGCCGAGCUCCUCGGCCUCAGUCCACAAGUUACAGCUUUGGCUUCUGGAGCACCAGGAGCUUCCUUGGCAUGCCCGCUGGCGAGGCUGGUGAUGGCGGUAGUCGGAUGUGCAGCGGUGAAGGAAACGAUUUAGGUGUUCCGUGUGAGACGACAGCAGGGCGACAGCUGCCGGCGGUGUUUCCUACAAACGCAACGGACGCACAUGGGGAGAACAUUGCCGGCCUCGACGCCUCACCCGUACCCACCAGCGCCGCUGACGUGGGCACUUCAGCCGCCGUCGGCCGUCGUGGAUACCACCUAUCCCAGAGUGCUGCGGCCAGCAUGCGCAUAAAUAGUUUCCAAGCUCCUAGGCCUCGCUCUUCUCGUUUCUACUUUGGAUGGAGGAGGACUACAAGCUUGCUGUCAACUGGCGAGGCUGACACCGAUGCCGAUCAGCCACGUACUGGCAGAGGAAUUAUGGAGGACAACAGCGAACUUGCCGCAGGAGAGAUUUCAGUGCGUCAGUCGGCAGACAUUCUUAGAAGUUCAGCAGAACUGAAUGAUGAGUACGUCACACUCGAUGCCUCACCUUUCAGCGAAUCGGCAACUGCUGCGUUUGAAGUCGCCGCCGCAAGAACAACAACGACAGAGAGUAGGCAACAAGGCGGCUUCUCCCACGGUGGAGAUCCUGCUCGGCUCGCCGCCGCCACCAGCAGCACCGGUGCCACCGGUACCACAUCCGCUGGCGCCACGGCCACCGCUAACACCGUUACCGCAGCCACCGGUACAACCCCCACGGCCAGCACCAAUGUGCCGUUGUCGGAAUACGCGUCUGCAGUGGCGCCAUCACAGCUCCUGAUAUUCGAGGCCGUAAGCAAGACAUGCGACAUACCGGUCGGCCCUGCAUCAGGGCAUGCACGCUGGUCAUCAAUGCCGGAACCACUUGCAGGGGGGGCGUCAGAAGAGACUUCAAUCACCCCGCCGUCCGCUACCGGGAUGUUUGCUACACCACCAGUGAGAACGUCAGCAGGCGCUGCUGGGGGGCCUACUGCACCUGCGCCUGCUUUUCCCGUCGGUUUUGGCUUGUCCGAUUACCCGUCUACGAAUAGUAGUGCUCCGGCGACGGCGACGCUUCAGCUCCUUCACCGGGGUCUACGGCUGCGUUUUUCGGUUGCAAGCGGGGCACUGGAGGGAGGGCUGGUGGCUGGCGACGUGAACGGGCAGGUGUCGUACAAGGGCAAGGCGGUGGUGCAAGCGGGGAAGCUGCUGAGCAAGGCGCGAGUGGGUCAGAUCUGCGUCACAGCCGAGCUAGCCGGCAGCCUGCCCGCCGCUCUUGCUGAGGAGGUAACCAUUGUCCACAAGCUGUGAAGUGGGCCGGGGGUUGCCUAUGCCUGAGGUACCCUGAAGAGCUCCCGCGCACGCCGUGGGAGGUAACUGUGAUGUGUAUGAAAGGGCUUCAAGGGUUGGGUUGAGGCAGGAACAACGGCGGACAUGUAUGAAGGGGGCGAGGUCAACGAACAGCUAGUUGUGCUCAAAUACAGCACAGCGGUGCGAGCUUAGUGAUGCAGCCUAAUAAAUUAUCAUUGCAUUAAUAAAUUCAUGAAAGGCUUGGGGUAAGAGCACUUAUAUGGCAGUAUGUGUACGAUGAUGUACGGUGAGGACGGUAUGUUCCAAUUGCCCUCCAAUAGCUCAUUAUAACAACGGUACGCGCACUGUUUUUUCACGGAAGAUAAACGAGGGUCCUGCAAAGUACCACUCAGCUAGGAGCUAAAGGAAUUGCUUUGUGACCCAUGGUUCAUGCUGCUGAAGGCCAAUGUUAAUAUAUGCAAAGGCAUGCGACGAUGUUUACAUGUGGUCAGCCAUGCGCGACCAUGCCCAAAUGGUUUGUCACAUGUGCACACUUUACAGGCCUGGGCUGCAAGUAAAGUAGUUACUACGCACUACCGUAAUGGCAUCGGAGUGUGGUUUCAAUGUUCGGCGUAUGUCGUACAUUUCUGCAGGAUGUGCUCCCCUGCAUGCGGGUAAAACUAUCAUUUUCUUAAGCCGUACGGUUGGGCACGACCAUGCGGCGCAUCUGCAUAUCUUUCUUUUAGGAGUCCUAACUUCGUUUGCUAGUCCUAACUCCGUUUUUUCGUCUUGUUAGCUCCGUAUCUGUUGCUCGCAUGUGUUACUUUUAAGCUGCCUGCUGUUGUGCUGCGGUUGUGCAUUGCCAUAUGGGCGGAUGCUGCGUCUGCCUGCGCAGCAAAUAAACUUGUAUCGUGAUCUGGCAGGUGUUUGUGGCAAGUCGUUGGCAAUCGCAGAUUACGGCUUGCUUCGGUUAGUUAGGACUGGCCCCAUGUCCUUGGACGUGUUUAACUGUCUGGAAGGCAGUACUAAGUUAGGACCGCUUACUACUAGACUGUGCGUGAUGUUCGCAAUGCUGCUGUAUGUCUUGUUGGCUAAAGUUUGCUUAAUAAUGUCUGAAGAACAUGUUGCGUUAACAUGCGCAGGCUGCUGAUGGGUUGUGCAUGUGAGUUAUGGGAGGUUUGAUCUGGAGUACGACGCAGUUGUCCACUGCCGUCGUUGGGAAUGAAGUCAGAGUUAUGAUACCGCCCCUGCCGGGACAUGAUCUGUCCCCACAAUGCAAGAUCCAAGCGCCCGUCACCACAACCAGGUUGCUUCCCUAACCAGCCUGGCAAGGUAGUUAUUUGGGUCACAAUACAAGUACAAGUACCAGCAGGCGUACGUUUGUGCAAUUUGCUCCAAGCAAGAGGACAGCACCAAGAGCAACGGUACCGUCAGGGACUCAGGGUUGUACUGAGCAGUGGUAGUUUGAUUGGGGGUUUUUGCAUGCCGGUUAAACCGCUGGGCAAGCUGGUGGUGGGGUGGUCAAGGGUGCAGCAUGGCAAGGCGAAGGUGAGCAGGGUACCGGUGGUAUGCGUGUUUGCAGGUAUGCUAGCAACGGUUGCGGGAAACCAGCGGGGGUUCGUGUACAGCAGUGCUGACCUGGAAAUGCAGGCUCUACUGUGGGUAGUGCCGUAUGUCGUGCCCUGUCGUUGGUAGAAGACACAGCCCUUACCUGGAAGUGCGGACUCUUGGCGGGCCGGUAGGCACGAGGUAGGGCCGUGUGGCGUACGUGGGGGGUGGGGAAGCGUAGAUUUGGAGCCAUUGCACGGAGUUUACAGCAGUUUUGAUAGGUAUGCUUGAUUUGGCCAUCCUCCUAAAGUUAUGGAUGGGCAGGCUGUCAUGGUGGGUGCGGCAGGGUAUGAUGGCGCGGCGAUGGAGCACGGUCAGCAACCAGAGCAACGAUGAGGCGUGUUUGCGGGCCAAGAGACUAGUGUUGGAACGGGGAUGAAUAAUGAUAACCACAAAUUAUAAGAGUGAAACACGGCCGCAACUUAUAUUUAC